UGUUCUGCAGACGACAGCUCGGCUCGAGUGGUUUUUACAUUGAAUAGUCUUAAGUUAUUAAUAACACAAUUGUACUGUUCUUUCAAGGAAAAAAGCCUGAAUUAAAAAUAAUAAUUUGGUAUAAAAUAUUUAAGUGUACCAACGCUACCUAACAAUAUUCAAUAUCAUGGCGCCCCAAAAAGGAAAACAAGGGACCAAGGGACAAAAACAGAUUGUUGAAGAAAAUUCAGAAACUCUGAAAUUUUAUUUACAAAUGGCAUUAAUUGCCAAUGGUAUCUACUAUGCCUUAGCGCUAACAGUAUUAAAUGACUGUUUUACUUGGUUUAAUAUUUUGAUGUUGCUGAUAGCCUCCGCAACAUAUGUCGCGUGUUACCAGUUCAUGGCUUACAUAUCAGUGGCCAAGUAUACGGAUGGUGGACAACUUAUAGACUCAGGAGUGGAUCUCAAUAUGGAGGGAGGACUUUCUGAGCAUGUUAAGGACCUCAUCAUUCUUACGUCUGCAGUGCAAGUUCUAUCAUUACUAUCAAACUACUUUUGGCUUCUGUGGCUGGCUGCACCAGGACGAGCGAUACAUUUGGCGUGGGCCAACAUUCUGUCCCCUUACUUCUUUCAACAAGCUCCUCCCCAGGAAAUAGACGAGAAGAAACAGCGCAAGAUGGAACGACGGAUGAAGCGAGGUCACUGACAGAGAAAAUGAAUGGGAAAUGUGGUGUCUUGUUAGCAGUAAUACAUUGUUUUAUAUUUCGACGAGGGAAAGUUUUAUAUCGAAUUGUGUACAUGUGAAGUAUUGUCAAUUUUUACAAGUUAUGUGUUCAGUAAGUUAUAUUGGUGUAAAUGAUUUAGUAAAGGUAAUUUAUUAUUUUGUUUACAGUUGUUAUCAAUCUUAAUAACAUUGCUUUCAUUUGUUGGAAGUUAAGGAUUAUAAAGGUGUAAGGUUUAUUUUUUAUGAAAAAAUGCAAUUAGCUAAUUAUAAAUCAAGAAAUAUACAGUAUAAGAGGAAAUUUUUAAGUUUCAUUUUUGAAACGGGUUGCUCCAAUUGUCAAUUGUUUUUAUUUCCUCAAGUUAUUGCACAUUUAACUCUGUAUCAAUAUGCAAUACUUAUCACAAAGCUCAAAACUAUAAAAGUACCACAUAAUGUGAGUACAUUAGAACCCCUGAUAUAUCGUCUCGGUAUAUUUAAAAAAUUAUAAUUAAGCAGCCUAUUGUAAAAUUUCAACUUGAUUAUUUUCUUAAAAAAGAGCGGAGUUAAUUUGAAAUAGAGUUUGCAACUUUCGACAUAGCAAAAUGUGUGAGUGAGAGCGUUAAAAAUUAUAUCUUGUAAAUAUGUUGUGUAAGUAUUUUGAAUUUAAAUGGUACAAGCUUACAACUCGUUAAUUUAAGGUUUUGUUAAGAAACACAAAAAUACAAGUUUUAUAACUGUUA
Macrosteles quadrilineatus (aster leafhopper) is the source of this 1422-nucleotide messenger RNA. RefSeq names its product transmembrane protein 208. The coding region runs from base 167 to 685 and encodes 172 amino acids. Gene Ontology annotation, biological process: vacuolar protein processing. Lineage: Eukaryota; Metazoa; Arthropoda; Insecta; Hemiptera; Cicadellidae. Gene Ontology annotation, cellular component: intracellular membrane-bounded organelle. The transcript has 5 exons. The record is from RefSeq and is a predicted model, not a curated record.